Cucurbitaria berberidis CBS 394.84 is the source of this 408-nucleotide messenger RNA. RefSeq lists its product as uncharacterized. The record is from RefSeq and is a predicted model, not a curated record. The transcript has a single exon. Lineage: Eukaryota; Fungi; Ascomycota; Dothideomycetes; Pleosporales; Cucurbitariaceae. The coding region runs from base 227 to 397 and encodes 56 amino acids.
CGGAGCUAAUUUGGCUUCAUCGCCUGCGAGUCAUUUCGGGUCAUCUUGUGCGACGGGACGGGAAUUCGCACGUCUCGCCGCCAUUGGAUUUCCUAGGCGCACUGCAUGGAUCGCCAGAAUUCACGUGUAGGGCUACGAGUCCUCAAGACCGUUUUGUAAUUGUCAAAGAGCAUUCGUAUAGCCCCACAAAGCUAAUCCGUCUCUCGUGAACGUGAUAGCGACUGCAAUGUAUCUUGAAGAUGCUAGGCGUAGGCUUUGGGCUGCUGAUCGCACGCAAACAUUACCAAAGUCGGUAAACCCACCAAGCUCAUGUCUUUGCCACUUGCGCGUCUUCCAAGCAUGUGCCAAGCAAUGUCACGAUGAAGCUUGCGACGUGUGUAGAUGGUGGGUUGGUUAGAACUGGACACG